ACUGUGGAUAGCAGGAAAAAAGAUAGAUUUUUGCCUCUGACAGCGAGAGAGACAUCCCUCCAUCACGCAGGGGUCGCCUUUCUUCUGCAAGAUCUUUAAUUCCGUUUUCGGACAUUAUUUCAUUAUUUCAUCGUGAGGAUACCCUUCUGAAGCAUGGCUCACGCCGCAUCCCAGCUGAAGAAGAAAGCGGAUUUGGAGCUCACCGCUGCCGAGGAGGAGAAGAAGAAGAAGAUCAGGAAGAGGUCUCGGGAAGGCAAGAAAAAGACUGACACCAAUGCCAGCUAUCUGCGAGCAGCCCGGGCUGGAAACCUGGAGAAAGCCCUCGAUUACCUGAAGUCUGGGGUCGAAAUCAACAUCUGCAACCAGAAUGGCCUGAAUGCUCUUCAUCUCGCCGCCAAAGAAGGCCAUGUGGAGAUGGUGGCACAGCUUAUUAAACUUGGAGCCUCCGUGGAUGCAGCAACAAAGAAAGGAAACACGGCUCUGCAUAUCGCCUCCCUGGCUGGGCAGACUGAUGUGGUCAGAGAGCUGGUGAAUAAUGGAGCCAAUGUCAAUGCACAGUCUCAGAAUGGCUUCACGCCACUGUACAUGGCGGCGCAGGAGAAUCAUCUCGAUGUGGUCCGCUUUCUGCUGGAUAACGGCUCCAGCCAGAGCAUUGCCACAGAGGAUGGCUUCACUCCAUUGGCUGUAGCACUGCAGCAAGGCCAUGAUCAGGUAGUCUCUCUGCUCCUGGAGAACGACACGAAAGGGAAAGUACGUCUUCCUGCGCUCCACAUCGCCGCCCGCAAAGAUGACACCAAAGCUGCGGCUCUGCUGCUCCAGAACGACCACAACGCUGACGUAGAGUCUAAGAUGAUGGUGAAUAGAACCACAGAGAGUGGCUUCACCCCUCUGCACAUUGCCGCACACUAUGGCAACAUCAACGUGGCUACACUGCUCCUCAACCGUGGUGCCGCCGUGGACUUCAGAGCCAGAAAUGACAUCACUCCUCUCCAUGUGGCAUCGAAGAGAGGAAACAGCAACAUGGUCAAGCUGCUGCUGGAACGAGGAGCACGCAUCGAUGCCAAAACGAAGGAUGGCCUUACUCCACUCCACUGUGGAGCCAGAAGUGGCCAUGAGCAAGUUGUGGAGAUGUUGCUGGACCGAGGAGCUCACAUUCUGUCCAAGACUAAAAAUGGACUGUCGCCGCUGCAUAUGGCCACGCAGGGAGAUCACCUUAACUGUGUACAGCUUCUGCUGCAUCAUGACGUACCUGUAGAUGACGUCACCAACGAUUACCUGACGGCGCUGCAUGUGGCAGCCCACUGUGGGCACUACAAAGUGGCAAAGGUCAUUGUGGACAAGAAGGCGAACCCAAAUGCCAAAGCACUGAAUGGUUUCACGCCACUUCACAUCGCCUGCAAGAAGAACAGGAUCAAAGUGAUGGAGUUGCUGCUGAAACAUGGCGCAUCCAUACAGGCAGUGACAGAGUCUGGACUCACGCCGAUUCAUGUGGCCGCCUUUAUGGGGCAUGAAAACAUUGUGACUCAGUUGAUGAAUCAUGGAGCAUCGCCAAACACAACCAACGUGAGGGGAGAGACAGCUCUACACAUGGCCGCCAGGGCUGGACAGACGGGCGUAGUGAAGUACCUGGUGCAGAACGGAACUCACGUCGAUGCCAAGUCCAAGGAUGACCAGACUCCUCUCCAUAUCGCCAGUCGUCUGGGGAAGCCCGAUAUUGUGCAGCUGCUGCUGCAGCACGGUGCCGCCCCUGACUCCACCACCACGUCUGGGUACACACCGCUGCACCUGGCAGCCCGCGAGGGCCACAAGGACGUUGCUUCUAUACUGCUGGACCAGGGCGCUUCACUGAGCAUCACCACCAAGAAGGGAUUUACACCGCUGCAUGUGGCAGCUAAGUACGGUAAAAUCGAAGUGGCCAACCUUCUGCUGCAGAAGAGAGCCCCUCCAGAUGCAUCAGGAAAGAGCGGACUAACUCCACUGCAUGUAGCUGCGCACUAUGAUAACCAGAAAGUGGCACUUCUACUCCUGGACCAGGGGGCCUCUCCCCAUGCAGCUGCCAAGAAUGGCUACACUCCUCUGCACAUAGCUGCCAAGAAGAAUCAGAUGGAGAUCGCCACCACACUGCUGGAAUAUGGAGCCGACACCAAUGCGGUCACCCGACAGGGCAUCAGUCCACUCCACCUGGCAGCCCAGGAGGGCAACGUGGACAUGGUGACACUGCUGCUUGCACGUGAUGCCACCAUCAAUAUGGGCAACAAGAGUGGGUUGACUCCUCUGCACCUGGUGGCCCAGGAGGACAAAGUGAACGUAGCUGAAGUGUUGGUCAACCAGGGUUCCACUGUGGAUCCCGAAACAAAGAUGGGAUACACUCCACUGCACGUCGCCUGUCACUAUGGCAACAUAAAGAUGGUGCACUUUCUCCUGAAAAACCAGGCUAAGGUUAACGCUAAAACAAAGAACGGCUACACUCCUCUGCACCAGGCAGCACAGCAAGGCCACACACAUGUCAUUAACCUCCUCCUUCAGCACGGAGCCUCGCCCAACGAGCUCACAGUGAAUGGAAACACAGCUCUGUCUAUCGCCAGGAGACUGGGUUACAUCUCAGUAGUGGACACCCUCAAGGUCGUGACAGAGGAGACCCUGACCACAAUGACUGUGACUGAAAAGCACAAGAUAAACGUUCCAGAAACAAUGAACGAGGUUCUGGACAUGUCUGAUGAUGAAGGUGAGGACGUGAUGAUGGGGGACACGGAUAAGUACCUGGGCCCCCAGGACCUGCGAGAGCUGGGGGACGACUCUUUGCCUCAGGAAGGAUAUGUGGGUUUUAGCAUUGGUGCCCGAUCUGGAAGCCUGCGCUCCUUCAGUUCGGAUAGGUCCAACACACUGAACCGGAGCUCUUUCACCAGGGACAGCAUGAUGAUCGAGGAGAUCCUGGCACCUAGCAAAGACACGCAUCUGGCUGUAGCUAAAGAGUACGACACUGACUCUCUUAGGCGAUACAGUUGGACAGGAGACGCCCUGGACAAUGUCAACUUGGUCUCCAGCCCAGUCCACUCAGGUGUUUCUACUCCACUUCCUCGAUCUGACUCCAGGUUCCUGGUGAGCUUCAUGGUGGAUGCUCGUGGCGGCUCCAUGCGAGGCAGCCGCCACAAUGGUAUGCGAAUCAUCAUCCCUCCACGCAAGUGCACAGCCCCGACUCGCAUCACCUGUCGCCUGGUCAAGCGGCACAAGCUUGCCUCACCACCGCCCAUGGUGGAGGGAGAGGGACUGGCAAGCCGUUUGGUGGAGGUGGGCCCUGCCGGAGCUCAGUUCCUCGGCCCUGUGAUAGUGGAGAUCCCUCACUUUGGCUCCAUGAGAGGAAAGGAGCGUGAGCUGAUCAUUCUUAGGAGUGAUAAUGGAGAAUCUUGGAAGGAGCACCAAUACGACUACAAGACUGAAGCCCUUAAUGAUCUGCUUAAUGGCAUGGACGAAGAACUGGACAGCGUGGAAGACCUGGAGAAGAAGCGCAUCUGUAGAAUCAUCACUAAAGACUUCCCACAGUAUUUUGCGGUGGUGUCACGGAUCAAGCAGGAGACUAACCAUAUGGGUCCCGAGGGAGGGGUGCUAUCCAGCAUGACUGUUCCUCAGGUCCAGGCCUCUUUCCCUGAAGGAGCUCUCACAAAGAAGAUCAGGGUUGGACUUCAGACCCAGCCAGUCCCAGAAGAGACGGUGAAGAAGAUCAUAGGCAACAGAGCCACGUUCAGCCCCAUAGUGACGGUAGAGCCACGUAGAAGAAAGUUCCACAAGCCCAUCACUAUGACCAUCCCUGUGCCUCCCCGAUCAGGGGAAGGCAUGAACGGCUACAAAGGAGAUACCACACCAUGCUUGCGCCUUCUGUGCAGCAUCACAGGUGGCACCUCGCCCGCACAGUGGGAAGACAUUACUGGAACUACUCCUCUCACCUUCUCGAAUGACUGCGUCUCGUUCACUACCAACGUAUCUGCCAGGUUCUGGCUUGCUGACUGCCAUCAGAUUCCAGAGACGGUAGCUUUGGCCACUCAGCUCUACAGGGAACUCAUCUGUGUGCCCUACAUGGCCAAGUUCGUAGUGUUCGCCAAGAUGAACGACCAUGUGGAAUCUAAUCUGCGAUGCUUCUGCAUGACAGAUGACAAAGUGGACAAGACCCUGGAGCAGCAAGAGAACUUUGAGGAGGUGGCCAGAAGCAAAGACAUUGAGGUUUUGGAAGGGAAGCCCAUUUAUGUGGACUGCUAUGGCAAUUUAACCCCUCUGAUCAAAGCUGGACAGCAGCUGGUUCUUAACUUCUAUGCAUUUAAAGAGAACAGACUUCCAUUCUGUGUAAAGGUGAGGGACAACAGUCAAGAACCUUGUGGACGACUGUCCUUCCUCAGAGAGAUUAAAAACGUAAAGGGGCUUCCUCAGACCGCUGUCUGUAAUUUAAACAUCACACUGCCUGCGCUCAAAAAGGAUAUGGACUCAGAUCCUGAUGAAGAGACUGAAAAGCCAGAACGACGUCAUACCUUUGCAUCUCUAGCCUUACGUAAGCGGUACAGCUAUCUGACUGAGCCUGGAUUGAAAACAGUUGAGCGAAGUACAACAAGAACACUGCCUGCUGGUUACCCUCACAAACCUGUCUUUUCAACAAGAUCUUACCAGGCAUGGUCGGCUGCUCCUGUUACCAUCCCUGGGCAAACAAAAUGUGGACUGGGUUCCCUCUCCAGCUCACCUUCCAACACACCAUCUGCUUCGCCAUUAAAGUCAGUCUGGUCAAUAACCUCAGCUUCCCCACUCAAGUCAACCCUGGGAACCACAAAUGCAUCUCCUGUAAAGUCUGUUAGUGACAUAGCAUCACCCGUUAGAACAUACAGAUCUAUCUCUUCACCCAUAAAAACUGUUGUACAGCAAGGCCAAUACCCUUCUCCAGUUUCUAGUAGUCUCAUGUCUUCAUCUUUUAAAACCGGCACAGAUCCUGUGUCGAUCAAGGGACUUGCUGCUUCAUUGUCUUCAAGGCCUAUCUCUGUAACAACAAAUGGUUCUAUACUCGAUAGAGCAUAUGCCACAAUGACCCCCCCUGAUUCUCCAAAGUCAGCUGCAAAUUUCUAUAGUUCAAAUUUGUCACUCCGAUCAACCCUUACCUCCGCACCUACUGCAGCAACACCCACAUUUAAAACCUUAACAAGUCUGUCAUCUAUGAAAACAUCUCCAGAUCGAGGUACAAUCUCCAACGGGACAAUUUUCUCAUCUCUCUCUUCAUCAGUUGGACCUACUGUUGCCUCUGCUGAAACAGUUCUUCUUAAUGGAUCUGUGUCACCAGUCAAAUUCUCCUCGUAUACUCCUUUAUCACCCCGACUGCUCUCAGAAGGAACUAGCAGUUUGCAGGAGAGAAUACAAGCUACAACACAAGCAGCUGCAUCCAGUGUUAGUGCAGCUUUUUGUGAGGCUGAAAAAACUCUAAUUGGCUAUUCUACAUCCGGCUAUGACACAAUAAAAUCCAUGCCAUCUCCUCUGAGAUCUAAUGUGUCAAAUUCAGUGUAUGGUUCAUAUAGAGCCCCGGGUGCUUCUGGUACCCCACUUUCAACUAAUACUAUGACUGUGCCAGUUUUCUCACUAAUGAACGUUCUCCCCGAGCCCCAAGAAAAGAAGAUAUCAGACACAAUGUCAGCUGUACCUCAGACAACCAGUCAACCAACAACAUUUACUUCCAGAUCUAAACCCUCAAAACCUCAACUCUAUAUUCCUUCAGCAGCAUUUAAGUCAGCCACUGCCUCGCAAAUGUCAUCAAGUCAAGAUAUUAUGCGAGACGUGGCCGACAUGAAAGAGGGUCUAAUAAAAAUGACUGCCAUAUUGCAAAAUGAUGCCACUAAUGUAUCGAAGACAUAUCAGUCCCAGGGUACCAGGGAAUCUAAAAUGGAAGAUGAGGAACCUUUCAGUUUAGUUGAGAAAGUUAAAGAAGAUCUUGUGAAAGUUAGUCAAAUCCUUUCUAAGGAUGUACUAGGUGAGACAAAGGUCUAUACUAAGGACAAAGCCUCUGAGGAUGAGUGGGAAGAGUUCUCUAAAGAUGAAAUAGAGGAAGCUCAACAGAGUGUUUUAAAACCCCUUCCCCCUUUUGAAUCCACCCUACCAGUUAGGCCACAGUCGGUGCAAGACAAAGACCUGAAUUUAGCCAAGGUGGUUGACUACUUAAUGAAUGACAUUGGUGCUAGUUCACUUUCAAAAAUUGCUGGUGAAAGAAGCAAAUACAAUGAAAUGAAGGAGGGGGAGGAGAAGCAGAAACGUACAUUCAAAUCCGAGCAUAAACUCAAAAUGCCACCCCCAGGCAUGCGCACCUCUCCUUCAGAGAAAGAUUUAUGCAAGUUAACUGAUUCAUACAGUGGUACAGAUGCAAUUUUGGAAUCCCCUGAUGACUUUUCCCAUGAUCAAGAUAAAAGCCCACUUUCAGACAGUGGUUUUGAAACCCGAAGUGAAAAGACUCCUUCGGCUCCUCAAAGUGCGGAAAGCACAGGACCCAAACCUCUCUUUUCAGAUGUCCCUAUACCCCCAGUCAUAACAGAAACCAGAACAGAGGUUGUUCAUGUCAUCAGAAGCUAUGAACAUCCCGAGGAGGCCUGUGAGCCCCUUAUGGAAGAGGCUGCAGCAUUACAGUCACCUGCUUGUAUCGAACCCGAGUCUGCUGCUGGCUCGCUCAAAGACAAAGUCAAAGCCUUCCAGAUGAAAGUCAGUUCUGAAGACGAUUCUGUAAUGAGCAAAAGUAUGUGCCUGAAAGAGGAAACUCAUAUAACCACAACAACUAGAAUGGUCUACCACAAACCCCAGUUAAAAGAUGCAGGCUCUGACAGAAUUGAAGAAACCAUGUCAGUUCGAGACAUAAUGAAAGCUUUUCAGUCAGGAAGAGACCCUUCCAAAGAACUGGCUGGUCUGUUUGAACACAAGGCUAAUAAGGAUUCUAUCAAAGGAGAUGAAUUAACACCACGGUUCCUUGACAAGGACACAAAGCCUAAAGUUGAAAGAAUAAUUGAGGUUCACAUAGAAAAGGGCAACACAACAGACCCGACAGAAGUAAUAAUCAGAGAGACAAAGAAACACCCUGAGUAUGUAUGCAAAAGCAGCCGUGGUCUAAGGGAAUUCUCUAACAGAAUAGAGGGUGAUUGGGCGCUGCAAGAAGACGAAUUAUUUACUGCUGAGGAAACAGUGCCCUCUUUUUUAGAGAGCUCUAGAGUCAAUACACCUGUUUCUCAAGAGGAGGAGAGUCGACCCAGUUCUGCUCAGUUAAUUGCUGAUGACUCAUAUAAAGCUUUUAAACUUCUAAGCCAGCAGUCAAUUGAAUAUCAUGACGAUGAACUGUCCGAGCUGAGGGGAGAGUCAUAUAGGUUUGCUGAGAAAAUGCUUCUUUCAGAGAAAUUAGAUGCUUCACAGUCUGACGUUGAAGAUUCAGUCAUUAACCAGGGAAAUGGCAACGCUACUGAUUUGGGAGCAGAAGGAUUUUAUGACCCCAAAAAAGAAUCCAUUUUUAGGUCAGCAAGGGACACAUCUGACAAAUUUUUCCAUAAAGAUCAAUAUGAUAAACUGACGGUGUUGCACUAUACAACAGAACCUGGCAGCCCCAAGCAUACAGUCAGGAUGCGUUUCACCCAAGACAGGCAAGACAGAAACAGAGAGAAACUUAUAUAUGAAGAUCGUGUGGACCAAACUGUUAAAGAGGCAGAAGAAAAGUUAAGUGAAGUUUCACAGUUUUUUAGAGACAAAACAGAAAAGCUGAAUGAUGAGCUUCAAUCCCCUGAGAAAAAGCUUUCAGUUAGAGACUUUAGAGAGACACGGUCAGGCCCAAGCUCAGUGUGCAGUAGUCCUCAGAAAACAAAGCAGAAAACUGAGGUCAGCUCAGAGGAAUGGGAUAAGGGGAAACAGAAACUGUUUGGGAGCAUGCAUGAAAGAAAAAGCACUAGUUUGCCAAGCAGCCCAGAGAGGCGUGUGCAGUCAUGCUUAAACGAGGACAAAUCAAAACAGGAAAACAGUGCUUGGCAGUCGCAGCCUGGUGAAAUUUCUCCCCCAGUUCAAGUAAAGACUUCCAGAGUGAGCUCUGUUAGGCUUAAAUUUGAAACAGAGGUCCAAAAUCAAGAUAAAAGUAUGCCAAGUGCACAAUCAAAACCACCUGUAAAGAAGCUUCAAGAAAGUAAGUUACCAGUGUAUCAAUUUUUUGCAGGCUCAAAAGCUUCCAAUGUAGAUUCCACAGAGGAAGGAAAGCCUCUGAACAAAUCUACAGAGAGUGAUAAAAGUAAACUGACCUCCGGGCAAUUUGGCAUUGCGUCAUUUUCCUCAGAAACACCAGACAACAUUUUUAGCAAGCCACAGUUUGAUAAGGUCAGCAAGCCAAAAGACACAGAGGAACCUAGUGACAGCAAUAAAAUUCGAACUAGUGAAAGUGUUAAGGAACAAAUCCAUAGUAUUGAUAAGCAGAGCACAAUUGGUAUAGAUCUUAAGGGGCAACAAUUAAAAAAUGAGUUACUUGUAAAGGAGAUAAAAUCAGAUGUGACUUCAAAAAACCAUCUAGACAGUGAGGAUGCACAAAUGAAGACUCUUAAAAAAAAGAUCCUGGAAUCACAAAUUCCUGUACGAAUGCCCUCUGGUCUCCCUGAUGCUGACCAAGCAAAGAAAACAAAACAAGAUACAGUUGUUAAACAAUCAGAAAAGAGCCCAUCACAAAUACCUACCUUAGCUAAAACAAGAGUUCAGGGUCGCUCAGAAAUGUCUAGGGAUGAGGCUGUAACAAAGAUAUGUCAGGGUUCUGUAGAGGGAGGUGGUUCAGGGAACUACAAUGACACUAGUGGAGUGGAAAAGGUUACUACAGUCACCACCAGAGAAAGUUUCAAAGGACUGAAAACGUUACCUGUUUAUGUAAGUGUACAAGUGGGAAAGCAGGGUGAGAAAGAUUUAGCAGGAGGGCCAAAUGGAUCUGUUAGAAAAAUAGUCGGUUCAGAGAGCCGAACAGUUUACACAGUCAAACAGAGACAGCCAACUUCCCCUCAGGGAAGCCCAGAUGACGACACAUUAGAACAAAUAUCUUUUCUUGAUAGCUCUGGAAAAAGUCCCAUGACCCCAGAAACACCGAGCUCUGAGGAAGUCAGUUAUGAUCUUACAUCAAGAACCCCUGAAUGUUUCAUGGCAUUUAUACCAGGCAGUGCUAGUCCAAUAGCUGAAGUCUCAGAAGAAUCCGAGGAUUCAGAGCAGGGCAAAGCGUUUACAUGUAAGGAACCUGCCCCAGAAAAACUCAUAGACACCACUCCAGACAGCAGAAGUCAGGAUACCAGGCAGACAAGUAAAGACAAACGAGUUGCCUACAUAGAGUUUCCUCCUCCCCCUCCCUUGGACUCUGAUUCAUCACAAACAGAGAAAAAAGGGUCUACGCCAUCUGUAGAGAUUGACACUGAUAUGAUGGAGGUGAACCUCCAGGAGGAGCAUGAUAAGCAUCUACUUGCUGAGCCCAUAAUUAGAGUUCAGCCUCCAUCACCUGUGCCUCCAGGAGCUAAUGACAGUGACUCAAGUGAUGAUGAAUCAGUAUUUCAGCCCAUUCCUGUAAAGAAAUAUACCUUUAAAAUUGAAGAGCAGGACCACGAAAAGGAAUCCAAACCCAAAAAGAAUGAGAGAAAUGACAAUCAUAAAGAACCAGGUGUAAAUGGUAAUGGCAAAGCAGAGGAUAAUGACUAUGAACAAAAUGGCAAUGAUCAGUCUAUUACAGACUGCUCAAUAGCAACAACUGCUGAGUUCUCCCAUGACACAGAUGCCACAGAGAUCGAUUCUCUGGAUGGAUAUGACUUUCAGGAUGAGGAUGAUGGCCUUAAUGAACAAGAUGUAAAACCAUUUGGAUUUUCCAAUGACAACAGGAAAGACAUUUGGGCAUCAGAAAGCAUGCUUAGGCCAAGUGACCGUUCUUUCAGCCAAAGCAAACUAGAAGUAAUCGAAGAGGAAUCACCAACAGAGGAGUACAAAAAGGCAAAAACAAAGACUGAUCCUGUUGAUAAAAAAGGCGAAAAUGGAAAAGAAUAUGAAAUGGACAAAAGACAAUCCAAAGAAGAAGGACUGUCUGACACUUACUUUAGCUACAAGCUUGAGGAAGAGUUUAAUACUCCAUUCAAAACAAUUGCAACAAAAGGCUUGGACUUUGAUCCUUGGUCAAGUAAAGGAGGAGAUGAUGAAGUUGUCGAUGCUAGAAUUAAAGAUGACGAGCCCAAGCCUUUUGGGCUAGCUAUAGACGAGAAGUCCCAAGCGACUACCCCUGACACGACUCCUGCGAGAACUCCAACCGAUGAAAGCACACCGACUAGUGAACCUAACCCGUUUCCCUUCCAUGAAGGGAAGAUGUUUGAGAUGACCCGCAGUGGUGCAAUUGACAUGAGCAAACGGGAUUUUGUUGAAGAGAGACUGCAGUUUUUCCAGAUUGGCCCUCAAAGUCCUUGCGAGAGGACAGACCUGCGAAUGGCUAUAGUGGCUGAUCAUCUUGGCCUCAGCUGGACAGAGCUGGCCAGGGAAAUGGAUUUCUCGGUUGACGAGAUAAAUCACAUCCGUGUAGAGAACCCAAACUCGUUGACAGCACAAAGUUUCAUGCUAUUAAAGAAAUGGGUCAGCAGAGACGGUAAAAAUGCAACAACGGAUGCCUUAACCGCAGCACUGACAAAGAUCAAUCGGAUGGAUAUUGUGACAUUGCUGGAAGGGCCAAUAUUUGAUUAUGGUAACAUUUCAGGCACAAGGUGUUUUGCAGAUGAUAACGCAGUUUUCCGGGAUCAGGCUGAUGGUUUCCACGACAUCAGUAUGGAGCUGCAGAGUCCCUCAGUGUUUUCCUAUGAACCCCCCACCCCCCUCCGCCAUGAUGAUUUCUUUAGUGAGGAUGGUAGUGUAGACUCACCUGGUAAAACCCUUGUCAGACCCAAUGAACUGUCCUUGGCAACCACCUCCAGGGAUGCACUCUCCUCCAGUGCAGCACCCCCUACUGUGGUAGCUGAGGAUACCUCAAUAGGUGGCAGGGGGUCCUAUAGUCGAGAAGGGGGCUCGACUGAAGACGACCUGGAGCUUCCUGGCAGUGAUGAGGCAUCUAAACAUCCAGAAGUAUUUACGGAAUUCGCUGUCCAAGAGCAAGAGGUUCCUCCCAGUGGGGCCUAUGGGGCAAGAGAAAGUGGCAGGUCUGGUUUUGAAGAGGAAGAGGAGGAAGCGAUGGCACAGGAGAAGCCCAAGUCACUUUUUGAAGGCACUAACUUGGAGGAAGGCUCAGAAAAUGAGAUAAGCAAAGAAAAAGUGCAGGCAGAUCUCUCACAAAUGGAACAGGCAGAAAAAGAGAUGUCUUGGAUUUCAGGGCUGCAAGAAGGACUAUCCAGUUUAAGCCAGGAGGUCGCCGCUUCGGUUCUGCAUGCUGAAACACAAAUGCAGCAGGACAGGAGCCAAAAGCCAACAUCCACUCCUUCUGUGCUGCAAGCUGAAAGACAGAACGGGGAUCAUACAGAGCUCCAGGCCCAAGCUAGCUCACUGCAUGAGCCCCAGGAACCACCUAGUAAGGUGAAAGGAAAAAGCAGCAGGGACUCUGAGAAAAUUGAUAGGAUCCACCCAGAUGAUGCCACCUCUGGGCAGGGCACCAUGGAAGAGGAAACAGCAGAGCCAAAAGCUAAGCAAGGAGCACAUAAAGACAAUGACUCCAGUUCUGAUGAGGAACACACAGUCACCACCAGGGUGUAUCGGCGGAGGGUGAUUCUGAAGGGUGAUCAGGCCAAAAACAUUCCUGGCGAGUCAGUCACAGAGGAGCAGUUCACAGAUGAAGAGGGAAACAUUGUCACCCGAAAAGUCAUCCGGAAAGUGGUGCGUCGUGUGCCUGGGAAAGAUGAAAAAGGCAAGAAGAAGAGAAGCAGGCACUCCAGACAGGCCGCUAGGGCCGAGGAGCGUGCUGCUGAAGAAGAAGAGGGGCCAUCUAAAAGCCCUGAGUGCAUAAGCGAAACCUCUGAGGUUGGGAAGGUCAGAGAGGGGGACAAGAAGAAAGACGCGAGACAAAAAGGGAAAAAGAGCCAAUCGUAACAGUCGUGUGUGCUAUCUGAGAUCUGAACUUGUUUCAUCAUUGUUUUCCUGAGGAAAAAGGAUCACUGGAAACGCAACGCAGGAGACCCGGGCAGGAGAUGCGUCUGCAGCCUUUACAUAAACGCAUGGUUUUUAGGACGAGGACUUUAUGAUUUCGCAUGAGCAUGGAAAAACUCCAACUUCCUGUCAACGACACAAAGCAUACGAUCGGUGCCGGGAAAUGACACGUUAGCUCGAGACGGUUGACGGCACGAAGCUUCUUCUGCGCCUUAUGUUGGAGGAGUGCCGAUGAUUAAAAACAAAACAAAGAAACGCCAUUGAAGAAUUUCCAUGACCAAAGAUGGUACACAAAAAAAAAGGAGCAUUGUGGACUGACAGAAAUUGAAGAACAUGUCUUUGAAUACACUCACCUUAAAUGUUUUUUUUCUCCCCCACUCUCGGACUAGCGUCGGGCUGUAUAAUGCUUUUUUAAAAAAAUCCUGUACAUACACCAGAACUGUAUAAAUUCUAAAAGUAGCUCACACAAAUGUGAAUGCACUGGCAAGAAAGAGUCACAGUGUGUGUUGGAAUGAAACGAAAUGAAUGCUGAUAAUUAAUUUCAACUUUAAAUAAAUAAAAAUAAAUAAAAAACAUCGGGGAGGGGAAGGGGGAACUCCACAGGUACUUGUAAUUACACAAAAAAAAGAACUUUUUACACAAGUUUGCUUGAUUUGAACAAAGUACUUUUUCUUUCUAAGCAUACCACAAUGUCUCAAUAACGGCAAAACAGACAUAGCAGCAGUUGUGUUAAAAAAAAAAGAUUUUACUCAGAAUACUAAUAUUUUGAUGCAUGUGAUUCACCUUAUUAUAAUUUUUUGGGGGAUUUGUUUCCUAUCUACAUAACCAGAAGUGUGAUAAAUGUUCUAUCUGUGUGCACACUCAUAGCCUUGGUAUUUGUCACUGAUACUGUUUUAUAAUGACACCACUGUACCACAACAGACUAUACAGGAAGUAAACCGGACAUGAUCGAAAUGCAAAGUUCUCACAGCGAAAUGUUUGGUAUGCUAUGCAGUCAUGGAAAAGCUCGGCGUGUGAGAACGAGAGAGAGAGAGAGCUGAUCAUGCCUUAAACUGGCACACCGUUAACUUUUAACCGGUCUCAUGUGUAUUGGCACUAAGACGUCUUUCUGUACGCCAAUCAUUUGUAACCAUUCUAACAGUGUAUUACUAGUUUCCAAGGCUGCUGUGGUUAUAAGGGGCAUUUUUUUAUUUGGGUUUGGUGAAAUAUUUCCUUAUGUUGAAUAUACUCAAAAAGAGAGAGAGAGAAAGAGAGAGAGAGAGAGAGAGAGAGAGAGAGAGAGAGAGAGAGAACCUUCAGGUAUUCAUUGAAUGAUCUGGUAACAAACUUGUAUGAGAAACCAUACACUGGAUGAUUGAAUUAAUUAUUUAAGCAUAAAAAUAAAUUGUGUUCAAAAUCUGAAAA
Molecule: messenger RNA, 13506 nt
Organism: Silurus meridionalis
Lineage: Eukaryota; Metazoa; Chordata; Actinopteri; Siluriformes; Siluridae
Gene: ank3b
Product: ankyrin 3b
Biological process (GO): signal transduction; regulation of cardiac muscle contraction; protein localization to T-tubule
Cellular component (GO): T-tubule
Molecular function (GO): protein binding
Source: RefSeq, a predicted model, not a curated record